UCUUAUAAAUAUUUCUGAUACUGAGAUUCCGUAUGUGCAUGUUAUUGAUUACGAAAGUAUUUUGAAGGAUUCGCAACUAUGGUUUGGAGAUAUAUUCUUUAAUAGAGCUUCACAAUAUAUAGGCCCAGAAGUGCAUUUAGAGAAUGUUACUCGACUUCCUAAAAUACAAUAUAAAUUUUUCAAAGGUGAAAAUCGCAAUGAAAAAAUAUUAAGAGAAUUACGUCGUGAUUCCAUAAAAAAUGGAUUUCUUCACGCUUGGAGAGGAUAUGAUAAAUAUGCGUGGAGUUAUGAUGAAUUAUUACCGACAACAAAUAAAGGCAGAAAUAAUUUUAAUGGUUGGGGAGCAACGAUUGUUGAUUCAUUGGACACAAUGUGGAUUAUGGAUUUGAAAGAAGAGUUCAUGCAGUCUAGGGAUUUUGUUGAGUCUGUGAACUUUACACAAACUGAAGGUUAUGUAAAUGUGUUCGAGACUACGAUUCGCUACCUAGGAGGAUUAUUGAGUGCAUAUGAAUUAUCAAAUGAUCGGGUAUUUUUAGAGAAAGCACUAGAAUUAGGCAAUGCUCUGUUGCCUUCUUUUAAUAGUCCUACUGGAUUACCAUAUAACAAUUGGCACUUUACAAGACAAACUGGUAACAAUUUCAAUGCAUUACUGGCACAAGUUGGGACCUUACAAUUGGAAUUUACGAAAUUGUCACAAUUAACGGGUGAUAGCAAAUUUUUCUUAAAGGUUCAAAACAUAACAAAUCUUCUUGAUAACGCAAAGAAAGAAAUUCCUGGAUUAUAUCCCUUAUCAAUAAGUAUUGGGACGGGUAAAUUCUCAGGCGAUCACAUAUCGUUUGGAGCUGAUGGUGACAGUUUUUAUGAGGAGUAUAUACUCGUUGGAGGUGCAAUUGACCAAUAUCGGAGAAUGUACGUUGAAUCUAUUGAUAGCAUGCACACAUAUCUUAUUAAAGAUAGUAUAAUUAAAGAUCGACCAGAUUUGCUGUUCCUUGGUGGUUUACGUUAUAAUAAUUUUAUAAAUGAAAUGGAUCACUUGUCAUGUUUUGUUCCUGGCAUGCUUGCCAUUGGAUCGAAAAUUCUAGAUCGACCUAAUGAUCUUGAAACAGCCAUAAGAUUGGCAGAAACAUGUUAUUGGACUUAUAAUAUGACAUCUACUGGAAUUGGUCCAGAAAAGAUCUGGUUUAAUAGUUUUGAUACAUCGUCAAAUAAUCUCCCAAAAGGAUUAAAUAAAAUAAAUCCCACAUAUAUAUUGAGACCAGAAACUGUUGAAAGUUUGUUUAUUUUAUAUAGAAUAACAGGUGAUAAAAAAUAUCAAGAUAAAGCGUGGGAAAUAUGGCAGUCUAUUGAAAAAUGGUGUAAAACUUCUACAGCCUAUUCAGGUCUAAAUAAUGUAAACAGUGAACAUGCAAUCAUGAACAAUAAUAUGGAAAGGUAA
Molecule: messenger RNA, 1435 nt
Organism: Dentiscutata erythropus
Lineage: Eukaryota; Fungi; Glomeromycota; Glomeromycetes; Diversisporales; Gigasporaceae
Source: the annotation of a GenBank genome assembly